CGAGCAACGCACCGAGUGUGUAGCAGGGAGGAAAAAAGAAAAAAGAAGCACACGCAUGGGGGAGGAGAUUAAGCAAUGGCGAGUCAAAACAUUCGAAAAGCUUCCUUCAGCUCCAGUUUUCGCGUCUCAGAUAGAAUCCGAAAACGUCCCUGCUGUCUUCAAUGGAUACACGAGGCAAUGGAAAGCUUUCACCAAGUGGAAUCCUGCUAAUGGCGGAGAGGGUAGGAUCAUCUACCAUUGAAGCUAUGCUUUCCAGAACUGCACCUGUCUUUUAUGGCGAUCUUAGAAGCCAUGAGAGGGUUCCAUUUCCGUUCUCCACGUUUAUUGAUUUUUGCAAGCAGCGUAUAGCAAAAGAAGAAGGGCAUCAGCCUGCAGUUUCUGAUGCAGAAGAGCAGGACCAUUUUAUUUCUGGUGAUUAUGCUCAACAGGUCUAUUUGGCCCAGGUGCCAAUUAUGAAUACUGAAGAUCGAGAGAGGGUCCAACUUGCAACUCUUAGAGAAGACAUUCAAACAGCCUGCUUUUUGGAGUCAAAAGAACUAGCUUCUAUUAAUCUGUGGAUGAAUAAUGCUCAUGCUAGAUCAAGUACUCACUAUGAUCCACAUCAUAAUGUUCUAAGCAUAGUUGCUGGACGCAAACAAGUUACCUUAUGGCCUCCUUCUGCAAGCCCAUUUUUAUACCCGAUGCCUAUAUAUGGGGAAGCCUGUAAUCACAGUUCUGUUGCUUUAGAAAACCCUGAUUUUUCAUUGUAUCCAAGAGCACAAUUCUCCUUGGAAUAUUCGCAGAAGGUUGUUCUUCAUGCAGGUGAUGCGCUUUUCAUCCCCGAAGGCUGGUUCCAUCAAGUAGAUAGUGACGAUUUGACCAUUGCUGUUAACUUUUGGUGGCGGUCCAACAUAAUGUCUAGCAUGUUAGAACACAUGGAUGCUUAUUAUUUGCGCAGAAUUUUAAGAAGAUUGAUUGAUAAAGAAAUGGUACGUGUCCCCCUUGUUUAUAGGCAGUGCAAAAUUGUUUGUUGUUUUAGAUUGUGUGCGUUGUAUGUAUACGGAUAUAUUUCUAUGCAUAAUUCAUAUGAAUAUUUUUCUUUUGAGUUUGCAUUCACUUUUCUAAAUGCAAUCUCUAGGAAAUUUUUUUUCCUGGAAAUGGAUCCUUGAUAUAGCCUGAGAAUUACCAAUAGAUAUAACUGUGUGUUACUUCGCACUUAUUAAGUACUCGGUACCUAAAAGUUCUUUUUUUUUUUUUUUUUUUUCCAGUUAGAUUAUAGACCAGAAACAUUUGGCAAUUUUAGGUCUAAGAGCCUUAUUAGGGCUCCACAUACGAAUGAAAAAUGAGCAUACAUUGGUGAUA
Molecule: messenger RNA, 1341 nt
Organism: Ricinus communis (castor bean)
Lineage: Eukaryota; Viridiplantae; Streptophyta; Magnoliopsida; Malpighiales; Euphorbiaceae
Product: bifunctional peptidase and arginyl-hydroxylase JMJD5
Exons: 10
Coding region: 162-1148 (328 amino acids)
Molecular function (GO): 2-oxoglutarate-dependent dioxygenase activity
Source: RefSeq, a predicted model, not a curated record